GUCUGUGUACUGUUGACCUAUAGGAUACUGCUCUUUACUGAGGACUUUAGUUUGACGUCCCUGUUUGUACAGCUGCUGAAUCAGCUUGUAUGGUAAGUGACGCUGCCCUGGGCUUGGAGUGCUUCCACCUACUGGCCAGAGGCAGCACCUGCUGCCAGCCCAGUCUCUCCAGACCAGACAGAGCUGGCUGACAGCCCCAUUCAGUGAACACAGAUGAUGCUUCCUAUACAGCAGCACCAUCUGCUCCCUCCUCACCAGUCAGUCCUCAAGUCUCUGCAGGAUGAAAUCAUGUCAUCUCCUGCAUUAACUCAAUCAGGCAUGAUGGAAAAUGAAUGGUGGAAGUUGAUAUCACAUGUGAAUGUUAUUCAAUCUUUCAUUUUUUUGAGGUAGUGCAAUAUUGAUCCCCUCCAAACCUUACCUUUGCAAGUCACAAGGUGGCGCUUCACGUUAUACUAUCGUCAUCCGACUCGAGCUGUGUCCGUGUUGCUGAAAUCACACUGUAUUCUGCAAAUACACAGCCGACGUUCAACAUGUAUUCUCCACGUGGUGAUGUUUCGUUGUGGCCACGUAAAUAAAUAGGCUGCGCCGUGUAAUUUCAUUUUCAAAUAGCCUUAAGUAGGCUAAGGGUUUUUAUCUGCUACUGAUUUAUCAUUAUCAACCGAAGAAAUGUCGUUCAAACCGAAGAAAUCCUCCUAACAAUAAGGGUCUUUGGAACGAACCAAAUUGGAUCGAAAAGCCGAAAAGGAAGAGGAAGACAUUGUCUCAAUGGCGGACUCCACCAUCACAAUAGAUCACAUUGAAGGGGAGCUUUUCAGAAUCGAGCGGAUACGUGAUGCUCUAGUACGGAGGGAAUCAGAACUAAGAUACAUGAUGGACGACAUUCAGCUUUGUAAGGAAAUCACACGGCUGAAAAAAGAACUUCAGAAGCUUGUGUCUGUUUCAGACACAGACAAAUCCGACGAGGACCGGCAGAGGGAGGAGGAGGAGCUGCUACAGCAGAUCCACAAGCUGGUGGAGACCAGGGACUUCCUGGUGGAUGACGUGGAGUUUGAGAGUCUCAGGGAGAGAAAGGAGGACAAAGAAGGAUGAUUUCUUGCAGUCUAAAUUCCCCAAGACCUCGAAAGAAAAAAAAGAUGUCACAGAGGACCGAAGGAUGACCUCCAAAGCCCAGCAGACUUCGUCCGCUCCCUUCGUCACCAAAACCGGUCUCACCCUUCUGAAGGAGUGCUGCGGCUUCACAUGCUCUGUCAUGUAGACUCCCUGCCCUGUGGAGAGACAGAGACACUUUGUUGGUUUCUGGAUGGGGUUAUUUGUGUUGAGUGGGCAGACAGAGCUCUCAUACUUCGACUAUAACCCUAAACAUAUGUACAGUGAUGGUUGGGACUGUGUUCCCAUCAAUGAAUCUAUUGGUGGGUCAUUGCACCAAUUUAGUGCAUUUUGAGAAGUGUAACUUGGUAAAAAAAAAAACAUUGAUUUCAACAAAUUUUUGCAUUCUGUCAUAAAGAGCACAUGUACAACUUCAUGAAACGAGAGUUCAGUUCAUGUAACAGGGUUGACCUUAAAAUGAGGUACAGAUGUAAAUUAAUCACUAAUAAAAAACAAUAUUCAGAAA
Molecule: messenger RNA, 1612 nt
Organism: Salmo salar (Atlantic salmon)
Lineage: Eukaryota; Metazoa; Chordata; Actinopteri; Salmoniformes; Salmonidae
Product: bMERB domain-containing protein 1
Source: RefSeq, a predicted model, not a curated record